Symbiodinium pilosum is the source of this 666-nucleotide messenger RNA. The record is from the annotation of a GenBank genome assembly. NCBI's taxonomy places the organism in Eukaryota, Dinophyceae, Suessiales, Symbiodiniaceae.
AUGCUUGCCUCGGGCUUCUUCUGCGCCCUCCUGUCCUGUGGUGCAUUGGGGAACUCCCUUGAUGCCGAGGGCCGUCUCACUUGGUGGCAAUGGCUCGGCUGGCCGAUGUUCACAGGACCCCAGGCGCUUCCUGAAGAGGAUGUCGUGUGCCCAACACUGGGAGGAUCCGUCGAGGAACGUCACGCAGAUGCACUGGAAGUGCUGCUCUCAGAGGAGCUUUGCCCCUUCGUCGUGGCAUUUUUUUCGAGUUCUUCACCUCUCUCGCAGUCUACAAAGCUUGCUCUGACGGAGCAGAGGCUCGCAAGCUCCUUUCCGACCUUGAGAUAUGUUCGAGUGGAGACUGAGCAGAUGAGCAUCCGUGCCUUCCUACAGUGGGACAUCAACUACUUGCCGACCUACGUGUUGUUUUGGCCCGCCAAUUCCACAAGCCCUUGGCAGAGAUGGCAGUCUGGGAAGAAUGCCAAUCCAUACGACUACCACGACGUCUCCGCAUGGAUGACCAAAGCCACAGGGCUGGUUCCCUCGAACAGCUCCCAAGCUGCAGCUGGGCCGGUGCCGCCGCGUGGGAAGAAUGCCUCCCUGAGCUUCGGCUGGUUUCUGGUCGCCCUGGCAGUGCUUCACCGGUUGGCAAACCAUGCCAGCGGCGCAAGCCAAGUGACCACAUAG